Molecule: messenger RNA, 1891 nt
Organism: Phoenix dactylifera (date palm)
Lineage: Eukaryota; Viridiplantae; Streptophyta; Magnoliopsida; Arecales; Arecaceae
Source: RefSeq, a predicted model, not a curated record
GGCCAUCCAAACACUCGUAUUCUAAAUUAUUUAUUUGAGAUUGUUCACAGUGAUGUAUGGGGUAUCACACCAGUUCCUUCUCGUGCAAAAUAUAAAUAUUUUAUCACAUUCAUCGAUGAUUACAGCCGGUUCACUUGGCUGUAUUUUCUGCGCUCCAAGUCAGAAGUUUUUUCUACCUUCAAGAAUUUUCUAACUUAUGUGGAGAAUCAGUUUUCCACUUGCAUCAAAGCUCUUCGAACAGACUCAGGUGGGGAGUAUGUAUCCUCUGAAAUUUACAGCAGAAAGGUAUUCUUUCCUAACGAACAUGUCCUUAUACACUCCAACAAAAUGGGGUUGCCGAGAGAAAGAAUAGGCACCUGCUUGACAUUACUCGGACCUUGCUCCUUGAGUCCUCCAUCCCUUCCAAAUUCUGGACAGAAGCACUUUCUAUUGCCGUCUAUGUUAUUAAUAGGCUGCCCUCUCCAGUCUUGGGCAUGGACACUCCUCAUUUGCGGCUCUUUGGCAAGAAUCCACAAUACCAGGAUCUUCACAUCUUCGGCCCCUCCAUCUGGACGUUUUAAAUCAGGUUUGGUUUAUACUCGCCGCAGUACUGCACCCACCAUAGUUGCGGCUCCCCCUGCAGUUUCUUCACCUCCAGUGGAGCUCAAUGUUGUCAGUUCUGACCCUGCUGCCACUGUUGUUCCUGUGCUGGAUGUUAUCAACUCAGAAUCUUCUACUCACUUUUUUCUAAGGAGGCUACUCCAGCAUUCUUACCUACUAAUGUCAGGCGCUCUACUAGGUCUACUCGGCUUUCAGACAUAUAUAGCUUCUCACAUAACUGUCUCUCUGCAACUCUGGCCAACAUUGCAGUCCCUACUUGUUAUUCUCAAGCUACGAACGAACAGUGUUGGAGACUUGCUAUGCAGGAGGAACUUGAUGCUCUCGUAGCCAACAACACUUGGGAGCUUCUCCCUUGUUCUACCAUAGUCAAGCCUCUUGGAUGUAAGUGGGUUUUCUCUAUUAAACUUCGAUCUGAUGGGCCUAUAGAUAGAUUUAAGGCAAAGCUGGUUGCUUUAGGCAACAAACAAGAAUAUGGAGUGGAUUACGAAGAAACCUUUGCCCUGGUUGCCAAGAAGACCACUGUUCGUCUUGUUCUUGCUAUAGCCGCCUCUCAAAGCUGGCCCAUUCAUUAGAUGGACAUCAAAAAUGUAUUUCUCCAUGGUGAUUUAAGAAGAGGUGUAUAUGAAGCCCCCAUCCGGUUCAACAGCUCAUCUUAAUCAUGUUUGCCGGCUGAAGCGGUCUCUUUAUGGGCUAAAGCAGGCCCCUCGCGCGUGGUUUGACAAGUUUAGAACCACUCUUCUUGGUCUUUCAUUUCAACAGAGUCAAUAUGACUCUUCUUUAUUUCUCCAUAAGACUCCAGCUGGUCUUGUCUUACUCUUGGUCUACGUAGAUGAUAUUGUCGUCACGGGUACUGACUCUCUUCUCAUUCAGCAGCUGCAACAGAACCUUCAGACCUCUUUUCAUAUGAAAGAUCUUGACCACAUAACCUAUUUUCUUGGUCUUGAAGUCCACAAAAACCUCCGUAGUAUCUUCAUAUUCUCUAAGCCCCUCUAGCUCCUCACAAGCCAGAGAACGGGACUCCAUUUCCCCCAAACCCUUCUCUCCUAACUUCCCUCUGAGCUGGAGAUUCUUUUGAGAAAAUAGGAAUCGAUCUUGCCCUCAUACUCCCCAACAAAAUGACCUUCUGCCAAAAACAAGGCUUCUCAUCCUAGGAGUUUGCAAGUAUGAGAGAGUCCUCUCUCUGUCUGUCUCUCCGAGUUUCUACUACUAAGUUAAGUAGCACAAAAGUGGAUGCUAAACUAAAGGUGCCUCAAUGGGUGCCUUCUGCCUCAAACACUUCUCCAGCGGCUUC